CUGUACCCCGACCGACUCACUUCCGGUUCGACUUGCCUGUAACUCUUUCCUCCCCGCAGCGCUGCUUACAGGGGCGGCAGUGCGGGUGUCUGCGCUGUCAUUGGUGGAGACGCGUCGUCACUGUGUCUCCGUCGGUCUGUGAGUGGUGGUGCAGGCUGUCAGUCAGUGUUCAACUGCUGCCGAGACUCCAGAGAGAGGGAGAUGUCAGAGGCUGAGCCGCUUCCUCCCUUCAGUAGCUCUAGUGGGGUUCAGCAGCCAGCAUGGCCACAGCUGCCUCCAGCCCCUACACCUUGCUCAGCUCCAGUCCCAUGAUCCACCCGGACAGCCAGGCCAUGCAGCCUGCGAGCCCCUACAGAGGACACCAGAAACUCCUCCAGAGCGACUACCUGCAGAGCGUCCAGAGCAACGGGCACUCGCUCGGGCACCAGUGGGCGAGUAGCCUGUCGGAGGGCAGCCCCUGGUCGGCCUCUAUGGAGCAGCAGGACGUAAAGCCAGGGCGGGAGGACCUGCAGCUCGGCAUCAUCCAUCACCGAUCCCCGCAUGUAGCGCAUCACUCCCCGCAUCACAACAACCAUGGCAACCACCCGGGAGCGUGGGGAACCCCGGUGUCCCACAACUCCUCCAUCAGCGGCGGGCAGCAGAUCAACAUCUACUCCCAGGCGGGCUUCACUGUCAACGGCAUGCUGGACCACGGUGGACUCACGCCUCCAUCCAACCCGCAGGGCCAAGGCAUGCACCCGGGCCUCAGGGACACACUCAGCCCCGAGCACAGCGACCUCGGCGGACACCACUGCCACGACCACUCAGACGAGGAGACGCCGACCUCGGACGAGCUGGAGCACUUUGCCAAGCAGUUCAAGCAGAGGAGGAUCAAGCUGGGUUUUACGCAGGCCGACGUGGGGUUGGCUCUGGGCACACUGUACGGUAACGUCUUUUCCCAAACCACCAUCUGCAGGUUUGAGGCUCUGCAGCUGAGCUUUAAAAACAUGUGUAAACUAAAGCCGCUGCUGAACAAGUGGCUGGAGGAGGCAGACUCAUCCACGGGCAGCUCGAGCAGUAUAGACAAGAUAGCAGCUCAGGGGAGGAAGAGGAAGAAGAGGACGUCCAUCGAGGUGAGCGUGAAGGGGGUCCUGGAGACGCACUUCCUUAAGUGUCCCAAACCGGCCGCGCAGGAGAUCACGUCACUGGCGGACUCGCUGCAGCUGGAGAAGGAGGUGGUGCGCGUGUGGUUCUGCAACCGGAGGCAGAAGGAGAAGCGCAUGACGCCGCCGGGGGAGCCGCCGCCGCACGAGGGACCGUAUUCUCACAGCGGGAGCGCGGGAGACGCAUCGUCGUGUCACGAUCUCUGACCCCCUCCAUCCCACGGCACAGACUCGCGAGCGCACUCAGGGGCAGCUAGGCGCGCGGCGGCACCGUCCAGUCGCCGCGCGUGUCCCGGUACAGACUCGUCCAGAUGCCUCCAGCACUGAAAACACGACAAUAACAAGAACAGAGAAACCCCUUCAGCCUUCGUCAUUUUUCUAACUGUCAUGAGGGCAUUAUUCUAUAUAGCUGCAUAUCAAACGUCACACUUCUCAUCACACUUUUUUUGUAUUGUUUUUCUUUUUUUUUUUUUUUUUGGAGCUCGCCAAAUAAUUUUCUACAUCACGGAUACAAAAACAAAAAUGUGCCUAUAAUAAUAACCUGCCAGCGCCUUUGGUUUGUGUCACCAUUUCCCAUCAGCUCGAUGACAAUAAUGACAGUGCGGGACUGAUGUGAUGAUCUGUGUUGGCUUCUCUCUCCUCUUCCAUAUGAUCAGUGGAGUGAAACUGAUAAUAAUAUCACUUUUCUUAAUUGAUUUGUUGCUGCACCGGAGGCCAUUUUACAGUCCACCUCACGCUUCCCACGGGCUUUAGUUCUCAGCGUAUUUACAGUCAUUCUUUUCUAACAUACUCGCAGCUGAUUUGUUAUUAUUAUCAUCAUUAUUAGUAUUAUUAUUAUUGUUAUUAUUAUUAUUAUUAUUAUUAUUCUCAUUAUUAUUAUUGUGGUUAUUAUUAUUAUUAUUAUUAUUAUUAUUAUUAUUAUUAUUGCAUAUGCAAAUAUAGGCCCUGAUUCCAGUUGUAGUUAUUGCUGCCAACAUAAUAGCACUUGGAGGUUUUGUUUGUUUGUUUUUAAUUCAUUUCCUCCCUUAUGGCCUGUAGCACACACACACACACACACACACACACACACACACACACACACACACUUAGAGCUAUUUAUAAAUCCAUUUAUUUGUUUUCAAUCACCUUCGACCAUAUAAACUGUGUGGACUCUGAACCAGAGCCGAGAGUAAACAGAGGGGUUGACUGACGCUAUACACCUGCCUAUAAUUUUAUUGUACGUUCAGUAUCAACAAAUUUUAUAAUCUUAAAAUACUCCUGUUAUUUGGUUUAUUUCCGAAGUAUUUUUUCGAAUAUUGUACAGUUUUAUAUAUUACCCUUUUUGGAGUCAUUAAUUUAAACAAAUGCUCUUAGUUAUUCAUGCACUUAAUUAGCAAUGUAAAAAAAACAAAAACACAAACGAUAUUUUCAGUAAGAUUGAACUGUUUCGGCGGUUUUAUUCCAAAUUUCGAUGACUGCUCAAGUGAUUAUUUAUUUUCAGUAUAAAGCUUGUAUUAUGUUUUUUGAAAUAAACUAUGUAUGUUGUAAUAAACAAUUUC
Molecule: messenger RNA, 2680 nt
Organism: Solea solea (common sole)
Lineage: Eukaryota; Metazoa; Chordata; Actinopteri; Pleuronectiformes; Soleidae
Product: POU domain, class 3, transcription factor 4-like
Exons: 1
Coding region: 261-1349 (362 amino acids)
Biological process (GO): brain development; regulation of transcription by RNA polymerase II
Cellular component (GO): nucleus
Molecular function (GO): RNA polymerase II cis-regulatory region sequence-specific DNA binding; DNA-binding transcription factor activity, RNA polymerase II-specific
Source: RefSeq, a predicted model, not a curated record